Messenger RNA from Fraxinus pennsylvanica, 552 nucleotides. NCBI's taxonomy places the organism in Eukaryota, Viridiplantae, Streptophyta, Magnoliopsida, Lamiales, Oleaceae. The record is from the annotation of a GenBank genome assembly.
AUGCCAAGAGUAACCCCAAUACUGCGCAGAGCUCGUAAAGCCAUUCAGGAAUUGGAUUUGCUCAAAGUUCUGCAAUCAGAAAUCAACCACGAACUCUCUUCCAAUCGCUUCCAGACAGGUGAAAGCGGUUCCUCCAAAGAUUUUGUUCUGGAAUGGGAUUCUCCACAGACCCAAGAUGUGGUUUUGCGGAAAAAAUGUGCAUCUGGGGAGGAAGUAGCUAUUUCAGCUUUGUUAGGCCGUGAAACAUUCCAAGGAGAUGGUAUUUUGCCCAGGGAAGCUUUGAUAAAAAUAUGUGUUAAGAAGCCUGGUUUGAACUCCCUCUUGCAGUUUGAUUGUAUAGCAUCUGGGAAAGGUGGUAAUGAAUCUGAGUUUGACAUUCAGAAUGCAAAUUACAUACAUUUGCCAUCAUGCCUGGGUUCUUCAUUCUAUAAAGGUCCCCCAUUCAGUUCUUUGGACGCGGAUUUGCAACACGAGCUAAAACAAUAUCUUGCUACCAGGGGAAUCAUGACAUCUGCAUGGAGCAGGAUUUCGACUGGCCUACAGAUUAUAUAG